AUGAUCAAUUCCAUGUUAUCCAUUCCGAUCAUCAUUACUUUGUAUGGAUUAUUUUGGAAUAGCUUUGUAGGAGGAGGGAGUCGAGGCGUCUGGAAUCCUACUGAAGUAAAAGAAGAAAGUUUGGAUAAUUUAGAGAAGACUUUUCUAGCUAGAAUUCCCAUUGGUUAUUAUAAAAAGUGCGCAACGGUCACAACGAUUGAAGAAUUAAAAUUACUAGAUCUGCUUGAAGAUAACAAGAAUGAAAAUAAUUCGGACCACAAAUGCUUCUUAAAAUGUUUAUUAGAUGAAACAGGAGUGUUGAAUAGAAAAAACGUUGAUUGUAAAGCUUUUAAUGAAAUAUUAAAUCACAAGAAGAUGACUUUGGAUGAAAAGUUGAAAUCAGAAUAUUUAUGUGAGCAUUGCAAAGAAAAAUAUUUCAAAAAUAAAAAAAUAAAUAAUUAUGAAAUAAGUAAAAUGAGUCAAAAUGGGACAAGUGAUUGCGAACUUGCUUAUGAAUUUAUAAAAUGCGGAAACCAUUUCAAUGAACAGAAACGAACUCGGCGUAGGAGUGGAUCUCGGAAUAAAACUUUCCAACUUAAAGCCAGACAUUGCUCCUUCGAUUUUGCUUCGAUAAUAUAUCCAAAUAUUUUAAAACUAAGAUGCUGAUACAAAAAAAUAAGCGCGUUUAACCAUAUAUGUGUUGAAGCACUAUGCAUCUUCGCUUUAGUAAUUUCAUUCAAUUU
Molecule: messenger RNA, 722 nt
Organism: Nezara viridula (southern green stink bug)
Lineage: Eukaryota; Metazoa; Arthropoda; Insecta; Hemiptera; Pentatomidae
Source: the annotation of a GenBank genome assembly